This is a messenger RNA of Eptesicus fuscus (big brown bat), 4077 nucleotides long. It is a transcript of the gene TSC22D2, whose product is annotated as TSC22 domain family member 2. The transcript is spliced from 3 exons. Lineage: Eukaryota; Metazoa; Chordata; Mammalia; Chiroptera; Vespertilionidae. The coding region runs from base 1020 to 3284 and encodes 754 amino acids. The record is from RefSeq and is a predicted model, not a curated record. Gene Ontology annotation, biological process: regulation of transcription by RNA polymerase II.
GGCAGCGGGGCUGCUGCUCCUCCCAGCAUCCCUGGCGCGGCCAUUUCAGCCCCAUCUUGGCCGAGGGGAGGGAGCUGCAGCCGCUGCUUCAGCAGUUUGAAUUUCAGUUUCUCCGGGGUUUUUGAACCGGGCGCACCGAGGAGCAGUCGAAGAAGCGACCGCCGCUACCUCACACAUCCGGGGCGCCUCCGCUCGCCGGCCGGCCGGCCGCCGCCCCUCACUCUCCAGAGCUGUGAGGGGAGGCCGGGACUGCCGCCGCCGCCCGCGGGGGUGGCUCCCCUGUAAGGGGAGGACCGAGGCGGCUCUCCCCUCCCUCCCCUGGAGAGGGUUUCCGCCUGAGACGCUCGACAUGUCCCUGGGGCUGAGCUCCGGCUAGUGCCGGGGAGGGAGGGCCUCCCGCCCGCGCCGAAGCCCCGCCGCCCGCCCGCCCGCCCGCGGACCUUCAGCCAGCCCCAGCCCGCGGCCCUGGGCUGAACCCGAAAGCCCGGCUCCGGACCCGCCGCUCCUCGCCCUCUCAGCGUCCGAGCCCGGACCUGACGCCGGCAGCAGCCCGAGCAGCCCGAGCGGGGCAGCACCGCCCCUCACGCCGCCGCCGCCUCCUCCCCUUCGCCCUCCCACUCCCACCCCCAGCCAAGGCCUGCGGACCGCGCGGCGCUGGACUGACCGCGGCGGCCCGGAGACGGGAGGAGGAAGCCGCCGGCCCGCCCCUGGGAUCGCGCUCUCGCCGCCGCCGAGGGGAUUGAAUUGAGGCGCCGCGGCUGCGGGAGGCGAAAACGGAGGAGGAGCAGCUGCCGCGCGAGUGAGACGGGGGCCGAGCCGGAGACCGACGCGGAGAAGCAGCGGGAGAGGAGGAUGUCUCCCAGAGCGGGCGCCCGGAUCGGCCCGUGACUCCCGGCGGCGGGCCUCACACCCGGCGCGGACUCGGACUGUGUCUUUGGGGGCCGUGCCCUUCCCUUCCUGGUUUCCAGCCAGUUCGCCGCGGAGCCGCAGUGCCCCUCGGCCCCCCAGCCUUCCUCACCAUGUCCAAGAUGCCGGCCAAGAAGAAGAGCUGCUUCCAGAUCACCAGUGUCACCACGGCCCAGGUGGCCACGAGCAUCACCGAGGACACCGAGAGCCUGGACGACCCGGACGAGUCACGCACCGAGGACGUCUCCUCCGAGAUAUUUGACGUGUCCCGGGCCACGGAUUAUGGCCCCGAGGAGGUCUGCGAGCGGAGCUCCUCCGAAGAGACCCUCAACAAUGUCGGGGAUGCGGAGACUCCCGGGACGGUCUCCCCAAACCUCCUCCUGGACGGGCAGCUGGCGGCCGCGGCGACUGCUCCCGCCAACGGAGGAGGAGCCGUGUCGGCCCGGAGCGUGAUGGGGGCGCUGGCCAAUACUCUGGCGACAGCUGCCGCCUCGGCCCCCUCUUCGGGGGCACCCGGCGCCCCCCCGGCCGCGGGUUCCUCUGCGGGGCCGGCUCCGUCGCAGCCCCCCACCACUUGUAGUUCCCGUUUCCGCGUGAUCAAGCUGGACCACGGGAGCGGGGAGCCCUACAGACGCGGCCGAUGGACGUGUAUGGAAUACUAUGAGCGGGAUUCGGACAGCAGCGUCCUGACCAGGUCCGGGGAUUGCAUUAGGCACAGCAGUACUUUUGACCAGACUGCGGAGCGAGACAGUGGCCUGGGCGCCACCGGAGGGUCGGUGGUGGUGGUGGUGGCCUCCAUGCCGGGGGCACACGGGCCCGACUCGGGAACUGACAAUUCCCUGACUGCUGUGUCACAGCUACCCCCGUCGGAGAAAAUGAGCCUGCCCGCUCCGGCCCCGCCGCUGAGUUUUGGCGUUGGGCAGCUCCAGCCGCCGCCUCCGCCCGUAGGUGGGGCUGUGGCUCCAAGCUUGGCUUCCAGGCCGUCGUUCCCGGGAGCCGCAGCCGGGCCGCAGCAAGUGAUGGCGGCUCCGCAGCCCAGCCAGCCCCAGGGAACCGGGCCGGGCGUCGUCCCCCCGGGGCCCAAUGGACAGGGUCUUCCGCUAACGAAUGUAACCCUGGCGCAACCCGGCAUGUCUCUGCCUCCGCAGUCUGGCCCGGCCGCCAGCGCUUCUGCGACGCCGCAGCCUCAGCAGUUCGCGUAUCCCCAGCCUCAGAUGCCGCCGGGGCAUUUGCUGCCCGUCCAGCCCUCCGGCCCGAGUGAGUACCUGCAGCAGCACGUGGCCGGCCUGCAGCCGCCGUGCCCCGCGCAGCCCUCGGCCACCGGCGCAGGGGCCAGCCUUCCGGUGGGCACCGGCCACAAUGCCUCCUCGGGGGCCGCGCAGAUCGUGGGCCCCUCUUCCCUGCCCAAUGAAGCCGUGGCUCCGGGGCCGGGAAACGCGCCAGGCGGGCAGGCCGCGCCUACUCAGCCGGCUGGAGUUCCCCCGGCUCCUGUGGGAGGCACGGUGCAGCCGGGCCUGGUUCCUACCGGGGCCGGGCAGCCCCAGCCCGCGCCUUCACCGCAGGUGGGAGGCAGCGGUGCGCCGUCAGCCGCGUCUGGUGGCCCUCACACCAUGGUGCCCGGAGUUCCAAACGUGCCUGCCGCCGUGCCCGCUCCAAGCGUGCCCAGUAUGCCUACCACGUCUGUUACUAUGCCACAUGUACCCGCGGCCCUGGUCCAGUCGCAGCAGCUGAGCAGCCAUACGCCAGUCAGCAGGAGCGGCAGCAUAAUCCAGCAAGUCGGGCUGCCUUUAGCGCAAGGCACACCCAGUGCACCAACAAGUCUACCACAGUCUGACCUAAGCCAGUUUCAGACUCAGACCCAGCCUUUAGUCGGACAAGCUGACGAUACUAGAAGAAAAUCAGAACCCCUACCUCAACCACCACUUUCUCUCAUUGCUGAAAAUAAGCCUGUUGUGAAGCCUCCUGUUCCAGAUGCCCUGGCAAAUCCCCUUCAGUUAACACCUAUGAACAGUCUGGCCACCUCUGUAUUCAGCAUAGCUAUUCCUGUUGAUGGUGAUGAAGACAGUGCAUCUGGGGCAGGUGGUGUAGCCAUUGACAACAAAAUAGAACAAGCAAUGGAUCUGGUGAAAAGCCAUUUGAUGUAUGCAGUAAGAGAAGAAGUGGAAGUUCUAAAGGAACAAAUAAAAGAAUUAGUUGAAAGAAACUCUUUACUUGAACGAGAAAAUGCACUGUUAAAAUCUCUUUCAAACAAUGAUCAAUUAUCCCAACUCCCAGCCCAACAGGCCAAUCCUGGUAGCACUUCUCAACAGCAAGCAGUGAUAGCACAGCCUCCGCAGCCAACGCAACCUCCACAGCAGCCGAAUGUCUCCUCAGCAUAAAGCUUUCUUGCCUCAUUAAGAAAAAAACUGAAAGCAAUCUAUCCUGUGUGCCACUGGUGUUCUUUCCACUUUAUAUGAAAGCAAGUAGCCAUGCUUCGGUUGUGUGUUUGGCCUUUUCAGUAUUAGACAAUCAUUCUACAAGAGCUUUUCCUCUCUGAGAUGUCAUGCAGUGCUGUUGAUGUCCAGUUUAUGUCAUCAGUACACAAGGAGAAUAGUAGGUGGGGUUUAUUAAGGCAAGCAAAGUCUGCAUUUUACCUGGUGCGCAUGAGGUCCUUUAAGAGCUUUAGUGGCUCUUCAUGUGUCUGUCAUCCAUGGAUUUACCCUGAGCCUUCCUAUCAUAUUAUAAAUAACAGUUCAUCUAAAGAGCCACUUUUCUUUCAGUAUCAGUAACAUUUGCCUACAUAAGUUUUCAUUUAUUUGUGUUUUAUUUAUUACAGGGCUGCUAUUUUCAUAAUGUACAUGAACAAUGUCACAGAACUUUUUUAAUUUUUGAAUAAUUAUAAGUAUCAGUAAAGGAAUUGAAAGACAGGAUUGCAUUUAACAGAUUAAACGUUUAGGCAAUAAUUGAACAAAAGAAUCCUGACAUAUUUCUAACACUAAUGGCAAUUUACCUUCGGUAUUUAUUUUUAGUAGUAAAGACCCAGCUUGAAUGUAAAUUUUGUAUAGUGUAAGUAUGAAGAACAUAGUGCAACUGUACAGGUAGUAACCAGUUAUUGUGAUAUAAUAAAUAAUUGGGCUAUUUUGAUGAAGAAAACUUUGUUCAUUUGUUUCUACUUUCUAAUAGAGAAAUUGC